Messenger RNA from Penicillium pulvis, 876 nucleotides. RefSeq lists its product as uncharacterized. The transcript has 2 exons. The record is from RefSeq and is a predicted model, not a curated record. Bases 1 to 876 code for a protein of 291 amino acids. NCBI's taxonomy places the organism in Eukaryota, Fungi, Ascomycota, Eurotiomycetes, Eurotiales, Aspergillaceae.
AUGAUGACUGAGGACAUGGACGCUGGCGCUGCGGCGACAAUUAUCGUGUCGCAUAUCAACAGCAAUGGACGCAUGAGCUAUUUCACCUACGGCAAGCACUCGGAUACGAUUAUAGCACAUAUAGCGCUGAUGAUGCUGGGUUGGUGCCUUAUUCUACCUGCAGCGGUCGUUCUGAGCAUUACACGAUCGCGAUUUGCGCUCCUGUCGCAGUUUGUUUUCCUGCUCUUCAAUACACUUGGUCUCCUCCUGGGCAUUGUCUAUAAUAGCCAAACACCGGAUCUAUAUAAGAACAACGUCCACCACAAGAUAGGCUGGAUUGGGACAUGGGUAAUUGGAGCCCAUUUCAUUCUGGCACUGAUUUUCACCUACUCUGGGCGCGGCGAGUCUCAGUCGAUAUACAAGUCGGUAUUAUAUCGUACGACUGGCGCGAUGCACGAUUACUAUUCGUCUAAAGAUAACUGCCAGAGUAAUGAGUCGAAAUCGCCGAGCCAUGGACUUGAGUCGUCAUUCUGCGGGUCCAUCACCGAGUAUGACGGACUCGAGAAGAACAAGGAUGAGCCUCUAGAACAGCUGGCUGCUCCGCGUGUCUGGUUUCGCAACACUCUUGUUGACCACUUUUUCUCCAUCCGCGUCCCGGGCAUGGUCAAUUGCGCCCUCCACAUAUUCAACGUGGUAUAUAAUUUGAUUGACCGCACUAUCCUACCAUUCGGGCUCAUCGCGAUAACAACUGGUGCUGUGACCUAUGGCGGUAUCAUGCGCGACUGUAACGUCUUGGAUAGACUGGUGCAACUCUUAAAAGAUGAGAUUCUAUUUUGGUAUGGUAUACCCAUGCCGGGACGCUUUCUGAUUUCCUGGGCAGACCUGGGUAGGGCAUGA